Molecule: messenger RNA, 471 nt
Organism: Microthlaspi erraticum
Lineage: Eukaryota; Viridiplantae; Streptophyta; Magnoliopsida; Brassicales; Brassicaceae
Source: the annotation of a GenBank genome assembly
AUGGUUUCCGGUAACCCUCGCGCUCCACCACCGCCGUCCUGUGCUUUCAAAGAGUUCCUCUUGGGCCCCACUGCGGAGAGCAUCACGGCCGCCUACUGCGUGUAUGGGGCCCCGACGAUUCACAUGAAUAUGGGAUUGUUAUGCUCCUGCUUGAGCAGAAGGUGUGAGACAUGCAUCAAAAAACAGAAUUAUCAUCCAACGAUGACCAUGGUGGAACCAACGGUGAUCUCGACGACAUCUUUAAGAGGUGAUGAUUUCCAUAAAUACGUUAGAAUGCUGGAGGAAACUAUUAACUUCUAUGCACCUCACCAAUCACUUUUGGUAAAACUUUUUAUAAGGAGCUCUGUACCACCAGCCAGCCUGUUGACGAAAUUGCCUUCGUCACUGAAAACGGAAAAAGACGAUCGACAAGGUUACGUCUGCAAAGGAUCUGGAUUGUUGACAUAUGAAACUCUGAACAAAAGAUUGUGA